CUUAGCCUGCUGCCAGGAAUGGCCCUCUCAGUGGACUCCUCCUGGCACCGGUGGCAGUGGCGGGUCAGAGACGGGUCCCUGCAGUCUCCAUCGGAAACCACACCACUGAUCUCUCCAGAGAAGGGGAGGCGGAGCUACAACCUGACACAGCAGCGGGUCGUGUUCCCCAACAACAGCACCUUCCACCGGGACUGGGAAAAGGUCUCCAGGAGCUACCCUGGCAACAGAAUCUGCACGACCAAAUAUACCCUCUUCACCUUCCUGCCCCAGAAUCUCUUUGAGCAGUUUCACAGAUGGGCUAACCUCUAUUUCCUGUUCCUGGUGAUUCUGAACUGGAUACCCUCCAUGGAAGUCUUCCACAGGGAAAUCACCAUGCUGCCACUGGCCAUUGUCCUGUUCAUCAUCAUGGUCAAAGACGGUGUAGAGGACUUCAAGAAACACCGCUUUGAUAAAGAGAUAAAUUGUUCCAGCAUUCGAAUAUAUGAAAGGAAAGAGCAGAGCUACGUGAAGAAGUGUUGGAAGGACGUGCGCGUGGGAGACUUCAUCCAAGUGCAGUGCAACGAGAUCAUCCCAGCAGACAUACUCCUCCUCUUUUCCUCGGACCCCAGCGGGAUAUGCCACCUGGAAACUGCCAACUUGGAUGGAGAGACGAACCUCAAACAGAGGCGUGUUGUGAAGGGCUUCUCACAGCAGAAGGUGCAGUUCGAACCAGAACAUUUCCGCAAUACCAUCGUGUGCGAGAAGCCCAACAAGCACCUCAACAGAUUCAAGGGUUAUAUGGAGCAUCCUAACCAGACCAGGACUGGCUUUGGCAGUGAGAAUCUUCUGCUUCGAGGCUGUACCGUCAGAAACACCGAGGUGGCUGUUGGCAUCGUCAUCUAUGCAGGCCAUGAGACAAAAGCCAUGCUGAACAACAGCGGCCCCCGGUACAAACGCAGCAAGAUUGAGCGGCGCAUGAACACCGACAUCUUCUUCUGCAUCGGGCUUCUCUUCCUCAUGUGCCUCAUUGGAGCUGUAGGUCACAUCCUCUGGAAUGGGACCUUUGAAGAACACCCUCCUUUCGAUGUGCCAGAGGCCGACGGCAGCUUCCUUCCCUUUGCCCUUCAGGGUGUCUACAUGUUCCUCUCAAUGAUCAUCCUGCUCCAGGUGUUCAUCCCAAUCUCUCUGUACGUCUCCAUUGAGCUGGUGAAGCUCGGGCAAGUAUUCUUCCUGCACAAUGACCUCGACCUGUAUGAUGAAGAGACCGAUUCGUCCAUUCAGUGUCGAGCCCUCAACAUCACUGAGGACCUGGGCCAGAUCCAGUACAUCUUCUCGGACAAGACAGGGACCCUGACAGAGAACAAGAUGGUGUUCCGGCGCUGCACCAUCAUGGGCAGCGAGUACUCUCACCAAGAAAAUGCCAAGCGACUGGAAACCCCAAAGGAGCUGGACUCAGACAGUGAAGAGUGGAACCAAUAUCAAUGCCUGUCAUUCCCAGCCAGAUGGGCCCAGGGUCCAGCCACUGUGAGAAGUCAAAGAGGAGCCCAGCCCCUGAGGAGGAGCCAGAGUGCCCGUGUGCCCAUCCAGGGCCACUCCCGACAAAGGUCCGUGGGGCGCCGUGAAAGCUCGCAGCCUCCGGUGGCCUUCAGCAGCUCCAUAGAGAAAGAUGUGACUCCAGAUAGACACCUACUGACCAAGGUUCGAGAUGCUGCCCUAUGGCUGGAGACCUUGUCAGACAGCAGACCCACCAAGGCUUCCCUCUCCACUGCCUCCUCCAUUGCCGACUUCUUUCUUGCCCUAACCAUCUGCAACUCCGUCAUGGUGUCCACGACCACUGAGCCCAGGCAGCGGGUCACCAUCCCACCCUCAACCAAGGCUCUGGCCAUGUCCCUGGAGAAGAUUCAGCAGCUCUUCCAGAAGUUGAAGCUAUCAAGCCUCAGCCAGUCAUUCUCGUCCACUGCACCCUCUGACACAGACCUGGGGGAGAGUCCGGGGGCCAAUGUGCCCACCCCAGACUCGGAUGAGAGAGACGAUGCAUCUGUGUGCAGUGGAGGCUACUCUACCGAUGGCGGCUACAGGAGCAGCAUGUGGGACCAAGGCGACAUUCUGGGUUCUGGGUCAGGCACAUCCUUGGAGGAGGUGCUAGAAGCCCCGGCUCCAGGCCUGGCUGGGCCCGAGCUCUGUUAUGAGGCUGAGAGCCCUGACGAGGCGGCCCUUGUGCACGCUGCCCAUGCCUACAGCUUCACGCUGGUGUCCCGGACGCCUGAGCAGGUGACCGUGCGCCUGCCCCAGGGCACCUGCCUCACCUUCGACCUCCUCUGCACCCUGGGCUUUGACUCCAUCAGGAAGAGAAUGUCUGUGGUUGUGAGGCACCCGCUGACUGGUGAGAUCAUCGUCUACACCAAGGGCGCUGACUCAGUCAUCAUGGACCUGCUGGAAGACCCAGCUUGCGUGACUAACAUUGAUGUGGAAAAGAAGCUGAAGAAAAUCCAAGCCCGGACCCAAAAGCACCUAGACUUGUAUGCAAGAGACGGUCUGCGCACGCUGUGUAUCGCCAAGAAGGUCAUAAGUGAAGAGGACUUCCGGAGGUGGGCCAGUUUUCGGCGUGAGGCUGAGGCAUCCCUCGAAAACCGAGAUGAGCUUCUAAUGGAGACAGCGCAGUGUCUGGAGAAUCAACUCACCUUACUCGGAGCGACUGGGAUCGAAGAUCGGCUGCAGGAAGGAGUUCCAGACACAAUCGCUGCUCUGCGGGAGGCUGGCAUCCAGCUCUGGGUCUUGACUGGAGACAAGCAGGAGACAGCAGUCAAUAUCGCCUAUUCCUGCAGACUGUUGGAUCAAAUUGACACUGUUUACACCAUUAAUACAGAGAAUCAGGAAACCUGUGAAUCCAUCCUCAAUUAUGCAUUGGAAGAGGUCAAGCAAUUUUAUGAACCACAGAAGCCAGACCGUAGGCCCUUUGGGUCCCGCCUCUGUUCCAAGACACCAUCCACCAGCUCAGGGGCUGUGGUUCCAGAAGUUGGAUUGGUCAUCGAUGGGAAGACACUGAAUGCCAUUUCCCAGGGAAAGCUGGAGAAGAAGUUCCUGGAGUUGACCCAAUAUUGUCGGUCUGUCCUGUGCUGCCGCUGCACCCCACUCCAGAAGAGUAUGAUCGUCAAGCUGGUGCGAGACAAGCUGAGCGUCAUGACGCUUUCCAUAGGUGACGGAGCAAAUGAUGUAAGCAUGAUUCAAGCUGCUGAUAUUGGAAUUGGCAUAUCUGGACAGGAAGGAAUGCAGGCUGUCAUGUCCAGCGAUUUUGCCAUAUCCCACUUUAGGCACCUCAAGAAGCUGCUGCUCGUGCAUGGUCACUGGUGCUACUCACGCCUGGCCAGGAUGGUGGUGUACUGCUUCUACAAGAACGUGUGCUACGUCAACCUGCUCUUCUGGUACCAGUUCUUCUGUGGUUUCUCUGCGUCCACCAUGAUCGAUUACUGGCAGAUGAUCUUCUUCAAUCUCUUCUUCACCUCCUUGCCGCCUCUCGUCUUUGGAAUCCUGGACAAAGACAUCUCUGCAGAAACCCUCCUGGCAUGGCCUGAGCUGUACAAGAGUGGCCAGAACUCUGAGUGCUAUAACCCGUCGACUUUCUGGAUUUCCAUAGCAGAUGCGUUCUACCAGAGCCUCGUCUGUUUCUUUAUCCCCUACCUGACCUACAAGGACUCUGACAUCGAUGUCUUUACCUUUGGGACACCGAUUAACACCAUCUCCCUCACCACAAUCCUCUUGCACCAGGCGAUGGAAAUGAAGACAUGGACCGUCAUCCACAUGCUAGUCCUCCUAGGCAGCUUCCUGAUGUACUUUGUGGUAUCCCUACUGUACAACGCCACCUGCAUCAUCUGCAACAGCCCCGCCAAUCCCUACUGGGUGAUGGAAGACCAGCUCUCAGACCCCACUUUCUACCUCGUCUGCUUCCUCACACCAGUCGUGGCUCUUCUCCCAAGGUACUUUUUGCUGUCUCUCCAAGGGACCUAUGGGAAGUCUCUUAUGUCAAAAGCUCAGAAAAUUGACCGACUCCCCAUGGAUAAAAGAGACCUAGAAAUCCAGAGUUGGAGAAGCAGACGGAGGCCCGCCCCUGUCCCUGGUGGGCCCACCCACCAUCCAGCGCCACCUGGCCCAGAACAGGCCUUCAGAGCCAGCACCCCAAAGAGCUCCAGCUCUCCCAAGCAGCAGCACAUGGAGGACUGCGUGUUCCAUGGGCAGAGAGGCAGCAGAGAGAACAUGAAAGAUGACCCAUGCUCAAGGGACUCCUCUGCUAAAGGCGAACACCUUCUGGGGCCUAACAGGACAAUGGCACCAGGAGCCUACCCAAGUGGACAGACCAACAUGUCCCGGCGCUCAAAGAAUGGCAACCAUCGCCGAUCCCAGAGUUCUCUGACCAUAUGA
Molecule: messenger RNA, 4395 nt
Organism: Propithecus coquereli (Coquerel's sifaka)
Lineage: Eukaryota; Metazoa; Chordata; Mammalia; Primates; Indriidae
Gene: ATP10B
Product: ATPase, class V, type 10B
Exons: 22
Coding region: 19-4395 (1458 amino acids)
Biological process (GO): phospholipid translocation
Cellular component (GO): plasma membrane
Molecular function (GO): ATPase-coupled intramembrane lipid carrier activity; magnesium ion binding; ATP binding
Source: RefSeq, a predicted model, not a curated record